AUUUAAUUGAAUAUUAAAAAAUAAUCUAUAGCAAUGAAGGAAUCUAGUAAAAGUUCAUCCAUACCAGGUGAAAGGGAAAUUAUAUUCCGUUCCGAUGACUACAUAAAAAAAUGUAAAAUCAUUAAAUCAAAAGGUCAAGUAUUACUUGUCAGUGAUCAAAUGCAAACGGACUAUCAAAUUAUUGUCUACAAAGGAUCAUCAGGUGGUUAUGCUGUUUUUAUAACAAAAGAAGAGGCCAAAGGUGGUAGAAUCUUUGACAGAUUAUCAGAUGUUUUCGAUAAUCUCACGAGAUUCAUCAUCUAUAAAUCACGAAGUAGGAUUAUUCGUCUUUUAAAGAUGAUAGUCGACACUAGCUUAGCCCACUGGGACUGGAAAUGGAUUCAUGUGGCCGCUCACCUUGAUAUGUGUAAUGUCUUCAAUGUACCAAUUCCUGAAAGUCUGUUGAAUGAUAAUGAAAAUUUGAACCGCCAGACACCUUUAUUGAUCGCGAUCAAGGCCAACAAGAUUGAUAUGGUUAAAAUUAUUCUAACGUGUAAACCCAACUUGACUCUUGUUGAUAUCCACGAUGACACAUGUCUUCAUUUAACAGCUCUUGGACCAACCAAUUUGUUACGUUUAGUGUUAAAAGAGUGCCAUCAUUAUCAUGGAUUAUCCCUGAUUGAAAAAGCCAACAACUUGGGCCACACUCCAUUCCAUUUGGCUUGUUAUCACGAGAAGACUGCGAAUGUAAAUGAAUUUCUCAAAAUUGGUCUCUCCAUUCGCUUAUUGACUUUGGGAAAGUGUGAUAUAGAAAUAACGGGUGAAUUGUUACCAGAGCAGUCAGAUUUGGACUAUCAACCCUCAUCGAUGAGUGUACAAUCCAAGAGUGAAACAAUUGUAAUUUUCAAUAGUGAUAUGUUGAAUAAUCUGGACGUGGAUGAAUCUAAACAUGGUGGCAGUCCUUUACAUUGGUGUAAAAGGCGUAAAUUGAUGUCUCUUUUGAUUGAUUAUGGAUUUACUCUGGAUGUAGUUAAUCUUUUGAAUGAAACUCCACUUUUCUCAAUGAUUCGUAAACAAAGACUUGACUGUAUGUUACCAUUGCUCAAUGCUGGUGCAAGUGUUGAUAUCUAUGGUCCUGAGGGACAAACGCCUUUAAAUUUUGCUAUUGAAAAAGGUUUUCGAGAUUGUUUUCAAGCUUUAAUCGUCUUUGAUUGUGACUUUAAUUUUCCUAACAAGAAAAAGGCUACUCCAAGACACUUUGCAGCACAAAAUAUAUUGCCGAUUCACUCGUACAUGUUGCAUGUUCUCAAUAAAUUAGGAGCUUUGCGAUGUAACCCGAAUUUUAAUGGAUGUAAAGACGGCUGUUUGUACAAUGGAUCUUUCAAUGGUCAACCUGAUACAGAUCAACCAACCAUCAGUAAUAAACAUUUUUAUUUUGAUAGAAUCGCUAAGGUAGCCAAUCAAGAAGCUGAAACCAAAUCAUCUGAAACACCUGAUCUCUCCAAAAAAGUCAAUAUGUUGUGUAUUGACGGCGGAGGAAUGAAAGGUUUGUUUGGAAUCCAAAGUAUGAUUGAGAUUCAAAAAUUGCUGGACAAACCAUUGAUUGAUUAUUUUGAUUGGAUUGGAGCGACCUCAACUGGUGCGAUCAUUGCUUCCUCACUCAUUAUUGGCAAAUCAUUAAAACAAUUGAGAGCCGAUUACUUUGAAUUGAAAGAUGAAAUAUUUAACAGUAAAAGGCCACAUAAUACUGAAGCUUUGGAACGAGUUUUGAAAAAGUAUGUUGGAUCCGAUCGAAAGAUUUCCUCAAUCUCUUGGAAGAAGCUGAUGAUUACCUCUAUAUUGGCCGAUCGAGAUCCACCACGUCUCCAUCUAUUUCGCACUUAUAAGCCCUCGAUCGAUUUAAAUGAACCAUUCACUAUGGAAGGAGAAUCAUCAAAGUCCAUGGAUGACUUUAAUCUCUGGGAAGCAAUAAGAGCUUCAUCGGCAGCUCCAGUCUUUUUCAAGCCUUACGGUCCAUUCAUUGAUGGUGGCUUGCUCUCCAAUAAUCCGACACUCGAUUGUCUAACGGAAUUCUUUAAUUGUAAUCCAGCCAAUAGUGAAGGUUCAAACCAUGAGUCUUAUUCGGAUAAAAGAGAUGAUAGUGAAACGAUCCAACAAAAAGAAACAUUGAAUCUUGUUUUGUCUAUAGGCAAUGGUAAACCACAUCCAACAUCUGUUGUCAACUUUGAUUAUGGCAAUAUGGCUUUUCGUAGGAAUCCUGUUGGAGUUUUCAGAUCAGCCUUUAAGUAUAUAACAUUGGGUGAAUUGAUGGUUAAACUGGCAACUCAUCCAGAUAAUCAUGUUGUCCAAAGAAGCCGAGCUUGGUGUAAAUCACUAAAUGUGUCGUAUUAUCGGUUGAGUCCACCAUUAAGAGAGAAGCUUAAAUUGGAUGAAACCCAGGACGAAAAGAUUAUUGACGGAAUGCUUCAGUCAAAGAUUUAUAUUUACACAAUUAAAGAUGAAAUCACUAACCUUUUGACUAACAUUAAAGCCAGAUCAAGCUGAUAUUUGUAGCUUUUUGUUAUUUGCUAUCCCAAUAAAGUCAUACUGUAAAUUA
Messenger RNA from Tetranychus urticae (two-spotted spider mite), 2575 nucleotides. RefSeq names its product 85/88 kDa calcium-independent phospholipase A2-like. Gene Ontology annotation, cellular component: mitochondrion. The record is from RefSeq and is a predicted model, not a curated record. Lineage: Eukaryota; Metazoa; Arthropoda; Arachnida; Trombidiformes; Tetranychidae. Gene Ontology annotation, biological process: positive regulation of ceramide biosynthetic process; lipid metabolic process. Gene Ontology annotation, molecular function: protein binding; long-chain fatty acyl-CoA hydrolase activity.